Cydia strobilella is the source of this 1915-nucleotide messenger RNA. RefSeq names its product sarcoplasmic calcium-binding protein (gene CBP). Gene Ontology annotation, molecular function: calcium ion binding. The record is from RefSeq and is a predicted model, not a curated record. Lineage: Eukaryota; Metazoa; Arthropoda; Insecta; Lepidoptera; Tortricidae. The transcript is spliced from 6 exons. Bases 109 to 939 code for a protein of 276 amino acids.
UCCAAUUCCAGCCAGUACCCGUAUAACUGUACGCGCGUGCGUUCGAUUUAAAAAGUUAAUCUGUCAAACUUUUACUAUUAAAAACUAUAGUGGCGUGUUUUUUUAAAGAUGGCGAUCUCUUUAGUGAGAUUUGGACUAAGGUCCGCUGUUUUCAACUUGGAAAGGAGUGCCGCGAUUAUAUCAAGCCCCAGUGCCCAAAAUCAAUUGAAGCUAAUUCACACAAAAGCAAUAUGCAACGGCAGCGUCUGCUACCUGCAAGACAAGCCGCGGGAUGAGCUAGUGGUGGAGAGCGCCAUCAGGCGGUACAGCAAGCAGCACGGCAGGCCAGAGGAGAACAGGAGGAAACGGGACAGCGAUAGCGACAGCGCCAGUGAUUCUGAUACUGAAUGCAAGGGACAUGAUCGGUCAGAAUUCUGGCGACGCAAGAUGCGCACAGUGCACAACAUCCUGGACGUAGACAAGGACGGGCUGAUCUCGUUCAACGACUUCACACUGCUGGCGAACCGCUUCCAAAGCCUCGGUCAUCUUGAUGAGCAGCAGGCCAAGGAGUUCUCCGAGAUUAUCAAGCACACAUGGGAAGAGCAGUGGGGCGCCAUCGACCCCUACAAUUACGUGACCGUGGAACAGUACUUAGAAGAUAUGAACCACGUGCUCAACGACAAGGCCCUCAAGAAGAAGGCACACCGCUGGCUGCCGUACCUCUUCAAGGCGGUAGACAAGGACAAGUCCGGGUUCAUAUCAGUGAAGGAGUUCAAGCUGUUCUUCCAGUGCUUGGGGUUAGACAACGAACAUGCAGCUGUUGCUUUUGCCGUUAUCGAUGUUAAUGGGGACGGCAAACUCUCCUUAAAAGAGUUCGUGAAGCUCGGCAAAGAGUUUUUUUUCACCGAAGACGAGAAGCGAGUUUCCAAGAUGUUCUGGGGCCCUCUAGUCCAAGUGUAAGGCGAAACCGACCUUAAUGUAGAACUCUACGAGUCAUUUUAGCUUGUAAACUAGGCGUCCAUCUGAACGUACCUACUGUUUGUAACUAGAACCAUGUCGUAUUGACAAUUAGUAAGAGAUUCCUUACAAUUUAAUUUGUAAAGUUACUUUUACAUAGUUCCAUUGCAGAGGGUUAAAUUGUUUGUGUAAAGUAAAAACUUUUAUACAAUAUGAUGUUUAGUGGAUUGGUUAUUAUGAAAUGUUUCCAAGGUUUACAAAAAUCUUGAAUUUUAAUAGAACUAAAAAUUAAUUCAUAAAUGAUAUUUAUAUAGAAAAUCUGAUGAGAUAUAGAUAGGAAUAUUUUACAUUAUUUGCUUAUAUUUUGUAUUGUAUCAUUCAAUACUUGAUUUCAAGCAUUGUAAGUUGUAAGAUGUCAAUAUUGAUUGAUUUUACCAUAUACAUAUGUAUAUGGCAAAAUCAAUCACAUUAUCACAUGAUGUAUGUUUGAAAAUUAACAUUCAAUUGAUUUUCUAUAUAGUAUAAGCCAAAAGCAUUUAAUUCAAUAGACUUAAUCAAUAUCUACAUUAAAAUGAAGGUCUGUAAUGACGCUAAAUUGAAUGCAGACCAAACACUAUCAAUAAUAUUGACAUUAAUAUUAUGACACUUUACUCUCGCAUUUUAAACACAUAUUUAAUUACACGUACGGGUCUACCGCGAUUUAAUUUCAUUGUUUUUACCUUUAAUUUCGACGUAAAUAAAGGAAAUAAAUUAAAGGUAAAGACAAUGAAAUUCGUGUAAUUAAAUAUGUAGACAAUAUUGGCGUGUACUCGUUAAAAAUAAACGAAAUCAUAAACCGAAGGAAUGUCAAUAUUUAUUGGUGUCAUUCUUACUGAUAGUUUUCUGGUCUGUUAUUUGCAACUAUUAUACUAAGUUUGUUUGUUGACAUUCCUAUUUAAGGCUUUUCUUAUGAAUCAUGUAAGUCUUAUGAUUGAAUCGC